Frieseomelitta varia is the source of this 2358-nucleotide messenger RNA. RefSeq names its product mitochondrial intermediate peptidase. The record is from RefSeq and is a predicted model, not a curated record. Gene Ontology annotation, cellular component: mitochondrion. Gene Ontology annotation, molecular function: metalloendopeptidase activity. The coding region runs from base 201 to 2285 and encodes 694 amino acids. NCBI's taxonomy places the organism in Eukaryota, Metazoa, Arthropoda, Insecta, Hymenoptera, Apidae. The transcript has 11 exons. Gene Ontology annotation, biological process: peptide metabolic process.
UGAUGUGAUGCCAUCACUUAGUCAAAAAUAGAAUCACGAUUUCUCAGACUGUCAAUAUUGUAUUAAAUAUUAAAUACAUGAUAUAAUCAUUCAUGCAAAUUGAUAUCUAAGUAUCGAUUGCAUGAAUGUCUCAAUUUUUAGAAUUUUUGAAUGAACAUUAUAAUUUCUGUUAGUACAAGUUACUUAGCAGAUUAUAAAAAAUGAUUCAAAUAUUGAGAAAGCAAUUUUCAAGAAACUAUAAAAGACACAGGAAUGUUAAUACGUGGUCAUCUCUGGCAACAGCGUUCAAUUCCAUUAGUAAAGAAAAAUAUGGUUUUGAUUUUUUGAAAAAAGAAACUGGAUUGUUUGGAAUAUCUGAAUUAAAAACAUCAGAAGGAUUUAAUAUUUUAAAAGAUCAAGCAAUAAAUCAGACAAAUGCACUUAUAGCAGAAUCUACAAGUCAAAAUAGAAAACGAAAAAUGGUAGAAAUUUUUGAUGAUAUGUCUGAUACAUUAUGUAAAGUUGCAGAUUUAGCAGAGUUCAUUAGAAUUGCGCAUCCAGAAAAACAAUUUGUUGCAGCUGCAGAAGAUACUUGCCUGUGUGUUAGUGGUAUUGUAGAAAAAUUAAAUACUCAUCGUGAAUUAUACAAUGCAUUAAAGCAUGUUGUAUGUAAUGGAGAUAUCCAAGAAACAUCUCUGGUGGAUAAACAUGUUGCAACAUUAUUCUUAUCUGAUUUUGAAUUAUGUGCUAUUCAUUUACCAGAAUCUAUAAGAGAAAAAGUUGUACAGUUGAAUUACUACAUAUUACAAGUAGGCCAAAAGUUCAUGACAGGUACUAAUAAUGCAAGAAUAGUAGAUGCUAAUAUUGUUUCAUCUAAUGUAAGGCAUUAUUUCACACAAAAGGAUAAUAAAAUACAUGUUCAAGGACUAUAUGUAGAUUCUCCUAAUCAUCUCCUUAGAGAAACAGCAUAUCGUAUAUUUUUAUAUCCUGAUGAAGAACAAGAAUAUCUUUUACAAGAACUUCUAAAUUCUAGACACAUUUUGGCUGAACUCUGUGGUUUUUCAUCUUAUGCUCACCGAGCUGUUAAAGGAAGUACUGUAGAAAGACCUGAAGUAAUAUACGAAUUUCUUAAUAUUCUAAAUGAUAAUUUAAAACUUAAAGCAAUGCAAGAUUUUAACGAAAUGCAAAAAAUGAAAGAUGCUGAAUCGCCUGUAAAACAGAAAAUAAUGCCAUGGGAUACAGCUUAUUUUACGGCGAAAGCAAAACGAAAUUGGUUAAAUAUGUCCAUUAGUGAAUUUGCGCCAUAUUUUUCACUUGGUGCUUGUAUGGAUGGCAUUAACAUAUUGAUACAAGCAUUAUAUGGUAUUCGAUUGGAGUAUGUACAAGUUUUAUCUGGUGAAGUUUGGGCAAAUAAUGUACAUAAGAUUGCCGUGGUAGAUGAAAAUGAAAAGAUUUUGGGUUAUAUAUACUGUGAUUUCUUUGAAAGAGAAGGAAAACCUAAUCAAGACUGUCACUUUACCAUUAGAGGUGGAAGGCUAUUACCAGAUGGAUCAUAUCAAAAUCCUAUAGUAGUAUUAAUGUUAUCAUUGCCAGUUUCAACAUGGUCUAAACCAUGUCUACUUAGUCCUGCCUCUGUUGAAAAUUUAUUCCACGAGAUGGGUCAUGCAUUACAUUCUAUGCUAGGUAGAACAAAAUAUCAGCAUGUAACUGGAACCAGAUGCAGCACAGAUUUUGCAGAGGUCCCAAGUGUUUUAAUGGAAUAUUUUGCAACUGAUCCAAGAGUUGUGUCCACAUUUGCUAAACAUUUCCAAUCUUUGGAGCAAAUACCAAUAACAUUAUUAGAUAAAUUAUAUGCCUCAAAGAACAUAUUUUGUGCUUCUGAAUUACAAAAUCAAAUAUAUUAUAGCAUGUUAGACCAAGUUUAUCACAAUACCAAACUAAAAAAACCAUCGACCGAAAUUUUGAAAGAAAUACAGGGAAAAUAUUAUGAGCUUCCUUAUGUUGAAAAUACAGCAUGGCAAUUAAGAUUUUCUCAUCUGGUUGGAUAUGGUGCGAAAUAUUAUUCUUAUUUAGUAUCUCGAGCAAUUGCUUCUUGGAUAUGGCAAACAUAUUUUCAAGCAGAUCCUUUCAGUCGAACAGCAGGUGAUCGAUAUCGAAAAGAAUGUUUAGCACAUGGAGGUGGGAAACCACCUUCUAAAUUAGUAUCUGACUUCUUGAACAAAGAUGCUAAUGCUAGCAACUUCGCGAAAUCUUUACUUUAUGAAAUCGAUAUGAAAAUGGAAAAUGUAGAAAAAUUAAGGGGAUAAAAAACCGUUCAAAAGGUAUUUAGAAAAAUAUCUUUUUAGAAAUAUAAAAUAUUUAUAAAAUAUUUUUAUAAGA